This is a messenger RNA of Athalia rosae (coleseed sawfly), 1015 nucleotides long. It is a transcript of the gene Surf1, whose product is annotated as surfeit locus protein 1. The coding region runs from base 2 to 940 and encodes 312 amino acids. Gene Ontology annotation, cellular component: membrane; mitochondrion. The record is from RefSeq and is a predicted model, not a curated record. The transcript is spliced from 5 exons. Gene Ontology annotation, biological process: mitochondrial respiratory chain complex IV assembly. Lineage: Eukaryota; Metazoa; Arthropoda; Insecta; Hymenoptera; Athaliidae.
AAUGAAUUUAGCUGUAUCUAGAAUUGGUUUAAAGUUGACAAAUGUCUCGACCGUUCGGAAUUUUUCACAUUGUUUAAAGGGGCGAUUAUUUAUUUUGUCACCCGUCAAUAAUACAGAAAUAAUAGUGAGAAAGCAAUCUAGAAAGCACAACCAUAACCUUCUCAUUGACAGCCGAAAACACUGGUUUGUUCCCAAAAAAGAGACCAUAGGAGUAUACGGAUGGUUCUUGUUGAGCUUACCCCUCUUCGCUUUCGGUCUGGGAUGCUGGCAGGUUGAACGACGUAAAUGGAAGCUGGACUUGAUAAGUAAGAUCAAGGGGCGAUUGAACAAUCCACCAGUAGAUCUGCCAUCGGACCUCGAAGAUUUACAGGAAAUGGAAUAUCAACCAAUUAAAGUGAAAGGCCGAUUUAUACACGACAAGGAAUUCAUCAUAGGUCCAAGAAGCUUAUUAAAAGAUGGAGAGGCAGCUAGUGCUGGCGGUGGUAUAUUUGCAAUAGGCGACGUUCAAGCAGGUUAUAUAGCUGUUACUCCGUUCAAAUUAGAAGGCAGGCCUGAAACUAUUCUGAUAAACAGAGGUUGGGUACCAAUGAAGAAACGAUUUCCUGAAAAAAGACCAAAUGACAUAGUUGACGGUGUGGUAGAAAUUGUUGGCAUUGUUCGUUUAAAUGAACCCAGGCCACAAUUUUCACCAAAAAACAAUCCAAUGAGUGGGGGCUGGCACUACAGAGAUUUGAACGCAAUGGCUGACUGGGCGAAAACCGAACCUGUUUACCUAGACCUCAUAACUGACUUGAAGACGGAAGAUGGACCAAUUCCUGGUCAAACACGUGUGACGAUGAGAAAUGAACACUUGAGUUACAUGUUAACAUGGUUUUCAUUAUCGUCCAUAACUGGUUGGAUGUGGUACAGAAUGUUUAUACGCAAAUUACCUCUGCUCUAAUAUAUUUAGUUGUAAGCAUUGUGUGCAUCUUAUAAUAUUGUAAUGUUGAUGUGAACUAAUAAAUUGAGAAGGGAA